Messenger RNA from Ilex paraguariensis (yerba mate), 1455 nucleotides. The record is from the annotation of a GenBank genome assembly. Lineage: Eukaryota; Viridiplantae; Streptophyta; Magnoliopsida; Aquifoliales; Aquifoliaceae.
AUGCAAGUGAGAGAAAAUCCCUUCGCCGGAAUCCAGCUACCUACUCGCCGGAAUCUGACUUCCAGAUUAUCUCUCUAUCAUUUCCCUCUACUAUCUCUAAUCUUCGUCACUCACAAUGGCAGCUUGCAGGAUGUUGUGAGGACAAGUAUCUUAUCGAGAGAAUGGAGGUAUAAAUGGGUAACAAUUCCAAAUAUCGUAUUUGAUUUCCAGCUUCCCUUUGACUUACAGGGAACUCUGAAAUUUAAGACAACUGUUUACCAAGUUCUGUUACUUCAUACGGGACCUACAGUUAAGUUCACCCUUGGCAUCUCUGGUUUCAGCAGCUGUCCUGAUAUCAAUCAUUGGAUCCUUUUCCUGUCAAAAAACAAUGUCCAGGAAUUUACCCUAACAAUUUCCCUAGGCACUGCCCAUGUAUUGCCUUCUCACCUGUUCACCUUCCUACAACUAAGGCGUUUGCAUCUUUCUAAUUGUGUACUCGAACCUCCACCUACGUUCAAAGGACUUUCCAGGCUUGUUGGCCUUGAGCUUGUAAAUGUUACAGUUGUACCUGAAAGGUUUGCAUGGUUGAUCUCUAAUUCCCCGCAGCUUGAACAAUUGGAGUGUGUUGGCAUCACAGAGUUUGAUUACCUUGAAAUUGAUUGUCCUAGACUCAAAAUUUUCACCUUUUGUGGCAUUUUCAAAUCCAUUUGUUUCAAGCAUACCCCUCUUGAGGAAAUUUCACUGAGGUGCUUGUUCAGGCUUUUGAAUUAUAGUCAUGAGGAAGGGAAAACCUCAGAUGUUAUCAUGUUUUCAAAUUGUCAACCUGUUAUUGAGAAACUGGAGCUGGAUGGUAAACUUUUGGAGUUGUUGGGUGUAGAUAAUGUACUAAAGAGACUUCCUUGUAUAUUGGGCCACCUCAAAUUCAUGGAUUUAUCUAGUGUGCGUUUUGGAAAGAUUGAAGAGAUCUCUUGUGCUCUUUGCUUGAUCAGAAGUUCCCCCAACUUGCAAGAACUUAAGAUUCUACUACGAAAGUGUUUGCACCUUUCUCUGGAGUGCAGCCGGAAAUGGACUUUCUCAAGCUGGAGUUUCUCAAGAUUCUGUUAGCAUGCUCAACUGUACUUGAAAAAUUGGUAAUUUUUGCAAAAGUUUAUGAUGGUAUAUCCAGAAUAUUGGAAGACUUGAUACAAUUUCCUCGAGCAUCACCAAAAGCAGAAAUCACACAUUUUGAUUUACGCGAGUUUACAAAACCAAGUUUGGAACAUAUUAUUAGUCAUAUUUUUGCACCAUCACCGAAGAUGGAACGAAGCGCCUGAAAUUGUUUUCGGAGUGUCAAUGACAUUACCCAAAUUGUAUUAGGAGUUUAGUGGUUGAGAUUAAUCCAUUGAACUUUGUAAUUGUGUCUUUGGCUUAGGAAGAAAAGGUUAGUUCUGCUGUAUACAAUAAGAUUACCUGAAGAACCUUUAAUAACCAUUGUAU